This is a messenger RNA of Triticum urartu, 1245 nucleotides long. The record is from RefSeq and is a predicted model, not a curated record. NCBI's taxonomy places the organism in Eukaryota, Viridiplantae, Streptophyta, Magnoliopsida, Poales, Poaceae.
GUGGAGUACUAUUUCAGUGAUAUAAACCUGGCCACUACGGAACAUCUGAUGAGAUUUAUUAGCAAGGAUCCUCAGGGAUAUGUGCCAAUAUCAGUUAUUGCUGGCUUCAAGAAAAUAAAAGCUUUAGUGCAUAAUAACCCAAUGCUUGCUGCAGCUCUUCGUACCUCGUCAAAACUUGUUGUUAGUGGUGAUGGAAAAAGAGUAAAACGCCGACAUCCAUUUACUGAAUCUGAUAUGCAGGAGUUCCAGUCCCGAAUUGUAGUGGCAGAAAAUCUUCCUGGUGAUCCUUCUUACCAAAAUCUUAUGAAGAUCUUUUCAGCUGUUGGCAGUGUGAGAACAAUUCGUACUUGCUAUCCUCAGACUCCAAAUGGUCCUGGUCCUGCUACUAAUAGAUCUGCCAAGCUAGAUAUGCUGUUUGCCAACAAGCUGCAUGCUUUCGUGGAGUAUGAGACUCAUGAGGAUGCUGAGAAGGCAAUUCUGGAGCUGAAUGAUGAAAGGAACUGGAGAAAUGGGCUUAGAUCACGGCUGCUGAAUACUUGCAUGACAAAGGGUCCAGUAAAAGGGAAAACGGGAGGGCAUGAAGGUGAUGGAAAUGGUGAGGAAGACGUCUCCACUUCAAACCAAUCAAAUGAGAGACAGCUUGAAGGAUCCUUUCAACUGUCAGAUGUAUUGCCAGAGCACCUGUUUGAUGAGAACAACAGUGACAAGCAAGGUCCAAAGCGUGGCAAAGGUCGUGGGCGUUGCGGUAAAGGCCGAGGCCGUGGCUACAAUCAACUGAACAACAAUCAUCAUCACAUUCACAAUGCCAGCAACCAUCACCAGGUUAUCAACAGUCGUGGCAGCCAUCCAGUCGGGAUACCACCGAACACCCAGCUUAUCAUGGUCGAGCAGCUACUACCUGUGGCAAACAAACAGCCUCCUGGCCCACGUAUGCCUGAUGGCACUCGUGGUUUCGCCAUGGGCAGGGGGAAGCCAUCAUCAGCUUCUUGCACUGUCGAGCUUUAAACCCAUUGCUAUGCUCUCAUGUUGAUAUAGAUGGUUUCGAACCUAACCUGUUUCUUGCAUGGAUGUGUGCUUUGGUAUUUUUGGACUCCUCGUUGUGGACCAAUGGUUGAUCUCUUGUACUUGAAAACUGGAGGUGUGCCGGUGUGUGUCACGCGGUUAUUGUAGUUCUACCUUUUAGGGGUUUGCUAUUUCGUUAGCAAGGUGGAAAAAAAUGACUGAAAAAGAAGUUGAAGAGUGGAA